Messenger RNA from Quercus robur (English oak), 1411 nucleotides. Its product is annotated as protein At-4/1-like. The transcript is spliced from 8 exons. The coding region runs from base 99 to 773 and encodes 224 amino acids. The record is from RefSeq and is a predicted model, not a curated record. Lineage: Eukaryota; Viridiplantae; Streptophyta; Magnoliopsida; Fagales; Fagaceae.
UUACUCACCAAUUCCAUCAGAUAUAUCCGCCUCUCAUUCUUCUCUCUUUUCUUUCAUUUACUCACAACUGAGACAGAAAAAUAGAAAGAAAGAAAAAAAUGGCGGGAAGCAGCAAUGAGGAAGAAAUGGAGUCGGUGCUGCUCCCCAAUUUCGACCUCAUCUACCAGGAUUUCAAGAAUGCGAUUGCGGAGAUAGAGUUGCUCAAAUCCAACAGUAACGCCGAGCUCAAAAUCCGAGAAGCCCUCCAAUUCACCACUCAUUCUCUCCGCCAAGAGAACGAGCGGCUGACUAAACUGCAAUCAGAAUCUCUCCAUAAUCUUGCUGACCAGCUUGAACGGCGCACAAAAUGCCAGAGCUUGAAAGAAGAACUUAAGAGAGUGAGUGAUGAAAGUCUCCAUCAAGAAUAUGAACACAGGAAGUCUAUGGAUUUGCUUAAGCGAGAUUACAUGACAAAGGUUGGCGACUUAGAGGCUCAAAUCCAUAGGGGCCUUCUGCUUGAAAAGGCAACAAAUGAAGCAACCAUUAAUCUCCUCCGUCAGGAUUUGACAGCGCAUAAAACUCAUGUUCAGACUCUUGCAAAGAGGUUGGACUGUGUUCAUUUCGAUGUGGAAUCUAAAUAUGAUCUUGAGAUGCAGGAUCUGAAGGACUGUCUUAUGAUUGAACAGGAAGAGAAAAAUGAGUUGAGUAGGAAAAUCCAAGAACUGGAGAAGGAAUGUGGAAGGUGUGGCAAGAGGGACAACCUGUUUGUGAGUACUGUGCAGAGAGGAAAAUAAGGAAUGAGCAUGACAAAUUAUUUGGUAUAGAGAGGAAAGGAAUGAGCGCAACAAGUUAUUUGGUAUACUCGGUGUACUGCAUCUUUCUCGCAUAAAUGUAGGUUCAUAUAUAGGAUCUAUAGGUGGGAUCCCACUUUUACACAGGGUGUAAUGAAUAAUUUUAUAGGACAAGAUAUUACCCACUACUCCCUUGUUUGGCAGCCAAAAUUAAGAGAGGGAUGGUUCCAUUCCAUGGUGCUGUAUAUGUUUGGUCAAAAAAUAGGUGGAGUGGUCCAUUUCAUUUUCUUAUGACAGUAAAUUAUACAAUUCACAUACUUUAUGGGUAACUAUUCAACUUCGAAUGAAAUACCUAAUGUUUAGUCCUUUGAAUCACUGUUCCAAAAGUGUGUUUAGUCUUUAUGUCCCCUUGUUAGAAGCUUCCCUGUUGCAGAAAAAAUGAUCCAUUACAUUACAUUAAAGUCAACAAAAUCCUUUUGUAUCUUCGAUUUACUUAGAUUGUGCUUUCAUUUUGGUUGGGUCUGAAGUCAUUUUCGUUCACAAUUUUGAAGCCUUUCAUGGAGUCAAGGGUUUGCAAAGCUUUCUACCAUCAAAUGUGUCAUUGUGGUCUAGAUGGAUUAAGUACUAAAGUUGUACUGCAC